Molecule: messenger RNA, 831 nt
Organism: Acaulospora colombiana
Lineage: Eukaryota; Fungi; Glomeromycota; Glomeromycetes; Diversisporales; Acaulosporaceae
Source: the annotation of a GenBank genome assembly
AUGAGCAUGUUCAAGAUGUCCUACUAUUGUUUCGAGACCACCAAAAACCAACGACUUGCGAACCCCUACUCCCAAUACAGCCAACCACCAUAUCCAACCUCGAGAUCUGAAAUUGUUGCACAAAUUAUCGCCGAGACGAUUGAUGAGGCCACGCAGAUAAAGAUAAUGAAGCACACGACGCUUCCGCUGCCGGAGCUCAUCACACCAAGCGUCAACGUCAGAACUGUCAAGAAUCCGAGGCCGCAGAAUAGCUUUGUAAUUUACCGUCGGAACGUUCAAGCCGAGAUAGCGAAAGACAAAGGAACGAAUGCCGCCGGGAGAUUAGACUUUGUCUCAAAGCAUGCUGCGAAGAAGUGGAAGCAGGAGAGUUCGGAGGUCAAGGAACUUUACGGUUUUCUCGCCACAUGCGCAAAAAAAGUUCAUGAUUAUAUGUAUCCUGGAUAUGUGUAUCAGCCGAAAAGGCAAGCAACAACCAACGAACCGAUGAUCAUGGUGCACGAACCCGGUGUGGGAGGUUACAAGUUGAAACAGGCGAUGCCAUCUCCUCCGCAAACCCCACUGCCAUCACCUCCACAGAUGAGAGCACUAAGAUUCCCUCAGGCUCCCCCGCAGACCCAACUACCCCCUCUGUUUAAACCUCAGCCGAUGACAACGGCAGGUCAGUCGUUCGAUCAAAACAUGCCAUUCGUGCCAUUACUACCACCACCAUCUUCAUCGCAUCCCCCACCAUCAACACUGGAUAUUAGCGACGGUGCGAUAUCGUCGAAUUUCAUGACAACGUAUGAUCGAAGCGUGUGUAAAGGGUUUGAUGCCUACGGAAAGUUGUUGUAA